AUGCCUGCGGACUUUGCCGCAUACUUCGAAAGCCAAGGACGUCGCAGUGGUCAGAGCCUCCUUCAGUUCAUCACCGACCAUGAUGAUCGACUUCGCCGAGUAGAAAAGCAUGGAGUCAAGCUUCCAGCAGAAGUUCAAGGAUGGCACUUGUUGGCAAAAUCCAACAUUUCCAAGGAGCAGAAGCAGAUGGUGAUGACUCAAGCCAACUCCUUGGAGCGUACGAAGAUUCAGCAAGCUUUGUACUCCAUCCUUGGUCAGGACUACAAGCACAGCCAUGUUCCAAACCCCAGCCGAUGGUCUUCCUCAUCACGCCCUUCUGGAAGAGGUCGUGGAUACUAUGUGGAUGAGGACAACAACGCCUAUGAAGAUGACGCUUGGGGCUACAUGGCUGAGGAUGACGACUUUGCCUACUAUGAGUACGACGAUGGUGCUUGGGAAGAUGAUGGCAACUAUGAUGAGUUUGACUGCGAUGCUGUCUACUACCAGGAAACUACGGAUGAUCCCAUCAUGGAUGACUACGGCUAUGACCCUGACGAGUACGAUGAAUGCUUUGCAAGCUAUGUGGAUGCUCGACGAAGGUUCAACGAACUUCGCAUGUCGAGAGGCUUCUUGCCUGUCGUUGCACUCGACCCCAAUGCCUCCGGCUCUAACCAGCAGCCCAUCAACAACAAGGGCAAAGGAAAGAAGGGUCGUGGAAAAGGGCGUGGAGGAAAGAACAAUGUGAAGUACUCCAAGCCGCCAAUGAAGCCUCACGAUCCCAAAGGUCGAGCACAAGCUGCACUUCGAUGUCGUCGAUGCGGAUCAACAAGCCAUACGACAGCGCAAUGUACCCAAGGAUCCAAGCCAACUCAAAAGGCUACUCCAACUGGUCCCAACAAGCGACAAGCCACUGAAGGAGUUGCUUCGAACAACAUCUUCGACCCUGAGAGCGGCAUGGUGAUGUUCGAGGACCAAACUGGAGCUCAAAGGCCAGAUUGUGCGAUGAUGGAUCCUGGUGCCUCCUCUUUCUUGAUGGGCUAUGGUCCUUUUUGCAGAUACUUGGACCACCUCAAGAAGCUCAACUUCCCUGUGCACGAGAUCACCCUCAAGAAGGCCAACAGAAACUUCCACUUUGGAGGUGAUCACCAAGCAGUUAGCUCUUGGACAGUGCACCUGCCCAUCUUCGUGAACCACCAAUUUGGAUUGGUCCAAGCGUUCCUCUUGAAAGGAGAGACACCAAUGCUGCUUGGACGACCAAUCACAAAAGCUCUUGGCAUGUCCCUGGACUUCCUCAACGAUCGCAUCAAGUUCAACAAUGGUGACUGGCGUGACGCAACUCUUGGACGACACAGUGAAUACCUGUUGCCACUCACUGAGGACUUUGACCCGGCGAUCAUCUCCAAUGGUGCUGCCUUCGACCUGGUGCUUGAAGAUGAGGACGGCCCCAACUUCACCCUUGAGCACUUCCAGACCACUGAGAAUGUGUACAUGGCCGACGAGCACCCAGCACCUGAAGGUUCACUUCUCCUCAAAGGCAAGCUGCUGAAAUCCAUCAACAACUUUGUGCUGACACGCCUGAAGGCGGCAGAGGCCUACAUUGCCCAAACUCUUCAUGACAUGGAAGAGAGACGACCUCGAAAACUAUGGGAAGUUUACUGUGGGCAUGGCCGAACUUCUGAGAUUGCAACUUCUUUUGGCAUGGAGACCCAGCGAUUUGGAUUUGAAACUGGAUGGAACUUUUCACUGCGAUCUCAUCAACGAGCUUUCAUGGACUUGCUCGAUGAGGAACUACCAGAUGAAGUUCUACUUGCACCAUCCUGUUCGCCUUGGUCUCCCAUGCAGAACGCCAACAUGCAGAACGAGCGCAAAUGCCAGCAGUUGCAACAACUUCGAGAAUGGCAUCACAGAGUUCACCUGCGGUUUUGCAGGCUCAUGAUGCCUGUGCGCAAGGACACCACCAUCUUGACUUCGAAAGCUGCGGUGGCACAGGCCAUGAACCGCCUUUGUCCAGGAGACCAUCAACACUGCCGACUUGAAGGCCAUCUGAAAGGUUUCAACACUCUGAAGACCACCUUCAUGCAGGACUACCAGCCUGCCAUGGCCGCCACAUUGGCUGCUGCAAUUGCUUCUCCGGAAGUACCUCACCCUUGGGACUUUGGAUUUGCAGUCCAAGAGGUGAAGGAGCAUGUCGGCAAGAUGAUUGACUUACAUGUGGAGGGCAAGGCCGAAGCCUUGCGAGUUGUUCAGAAACUCCACAGGAACCUUGGACAUCCUUCCACAAAGCCCUUGGUCGAGCUUCUUCAAAGCCGCAAUGCCAGUGAAAUUUUGAUCCAAGUUGCUGGAACCUACGUUUGUGCCGCCUGUCAAAGGUACCGUAAACCAAAUCAGCCAGCACCUUCAAGCAUCAACACUGCAGAGAACUUCAACCAGAAGGUUCAAUCAGAUGUCUUUUGGAUCAAAGAGGGUGGCGUGAAAUACCCAAUUCUCUCCAACAUCGACAUGGCCACCAAGUAUCAGACCGCCACGCUGCUGCACAAAGAGAAGACUGGCGACCUGAUCACUGGAUUUGAGCGGUCUUGGAUUGCCCAUUUUGGGCCACCAGCCAAACUUCUUACAGAUGAAGGCAGAGGAUGGGUCAGUGACCAGAUGGCUGAAUGGACUGAUUCUUUGUCCAUAAACCAUGAAGUUGCCCCUGGUGAAGCCCAUACACGAAUGAGCUUGGUUGAGAGGCGACAUGCCGUGCUGAGGAAAGCCAUUGAGGUGUAUAUCUCUGACUUGGACUUGCAUGGCCCCGAUGGACUUCGAACGGCGUUGACGUACAUCCUCCCUCAGCUGAAUGCUCAACCAACUGUGGCUGGCUACAGCCCAUCUCAGUGGCUUCUUGGGUAUCAGCCAUCGAUUGGCAACCUCCUGACCUCUGACCAGAUCACUCCAGUUCAUCUUGCUGGUGGAUCCUCUUUUGAAGAAGCCCUGCAACGAAGAAACAUGGCCAAAACGGCAAUCCUCCAAGCAGACACAGACCAGAAGCUACAGCGUGCACUACUUCGCCGAUAUGCUGGCGACAACAUCAAGCUGUCAGUGGGCCAGACUUGCUACUUUUGGCGAGAUGCACAGCAGAGCGACUUGGUCAAGAUACGUUGGAAGGGCCCAGCCAAAGUUUUGAUGGUCGAAUGUGAUGGAGAUGGCAAACCAACAUGUUACUGGAUUUGCUACAAGACUCAGCUUAUACGAUGUGUACCUCAUCACUGCAGACCAGACUUCCAUGCCUUGGCCACCAACGUCAUCGACAACUUGGAGGAAGCAAAGAAUGUGAUCAGACAGGUCAAGUCACGUGGAGUCAUUCGGUACCUGGACUUGAACCGUGUGAACAAGCAGCUCAUCGACGAUGUGGAGGAAGACGAAGAGAUGAUGUCAGACAGUUCAAACCCUGAGCAGAUCUCCAAAAGAAGACGUCUGGCUAUGUCUCCAGCACCUUCAGUGAGCUAUGAACCAUCGCUUGCCGAUGAUGAAGUUCCAAUUCCUCCUGAACAAGAUGAUGCUGCCAACAACGAUUUGAUCCACAACAACGGUGCAGACCUUCCUCAAGAUGUUCCUGUACCCGACACCAACGACAAUGCCGAGAACUUGUUUGUCGAAGAUGUUGAUCCUGAUGGACUUCCUAGCGAUUGGCACUUCAGACCUGAGACUGGCUAUUUUGAGCUGCGACCUGGAACCACCAACAGAGACUUUCGGGAAGUCAAAGCAGGAUGUUUGAUACGCCACCAUGUACAUCCUCGCAAGACCUUGUUUGACCCCAACGGCUUCAAGGACAUCCCAAUCCCGGUGGAGCACCUCGACAAUACUAGAGUGACUGUCCACCACACCAUUGACGGCCAGAUUGCCUCCUUCACUGACGACUUCAAGAACCAGAUGCACUUCACCAAAGACCUGAAGAAGCAUCAACUGCCUGCUCAAUGGUUUGGAAUCACGGUCUUUCAGAUCAAUGCCACCACCAGAAAGGAGCUUGGGAUGACAGCCCAGGACCAACGCAGCUCAGCCAAGAAAGUUGCCCAAGAUGCCAAAGUCCAACAAAAACGAGUCUUUCGCCGCGACAUGGCCAAGAACAAAGGUGAGAUCUCCGAGAAACACCUCACUGCUGCUGAGAAGGAGCUGUUCCUCCAGGCCAAGGUGAAAGAACUUCAGUCGUUUUUCGAAAAUGGCGUGUGGGAGUUUUCCACAUCAGCAGACGCCAUACCUGAAAGGACUUUGACAAGCAGAAUCCUUUUGAAAUGGUCCAAAAACACUGACGGCACCCCACGUGCGAAGGCACGAUUGGUUGUCAGAGGUUUCAACGAUGUCGACUUCCACAAGAACGUCAACUAUGGCUUCGUCUUCCAGCAGAAGCUCUACGAAUCCUUGAAGAAGACCAACAAGCUGCGCGCCAUCAUUGAGGCGAACCAGCUGCUCAAGUUUGCCAAGCAAAACCUGGAUCUGCGAUUGCGCUAUGAGCCUUUGAACGCCCUCUAUGACUCCUAUCACAAAGAAAGCCUUGCAGGUGCCUCCACCGUGGACAAGCGCACCGGCCUUGAAAUCCGUGUUGCAAAAGAACAAUUGACCUCACUUGGAGGUAUGCUGCGAUGGCGCAUCCGUUACCACAAGAUGAAGCUGAUGUGGGAUCCUGAAUAUACCAGUGCGAAAAAGAAAACAGCUGCUGAACGUCGCCCUUUUGACCAGCGCUAUGCCAUGGGAGAUGAGCGCCCUUUUGACGAGCGCUAUGCCAUGGAAGAGCCCUAUGAGCCUGUCGAGGCCUACGCUGGUUUCGUAAAGAAUGCCAAAGCCAUUGUGUAUGCCCUGACGCUCUAUGCCACUAUGCCAGCGGCUUCAGCGAUGCAUGCAUUCGACUUCAACGUGCACGACAAGCUGAACCUGCAGCUUCGAAACGACCGGCAUGAUGUGGAAAUGCGAGAAGAGAUCAACAUGCUGCAGGAAGUUCGACAUAACCUUGAACUGGAGCGCCGAUCAGCGAAUGUGAUGGCGAUCAUGAUGGAAUACAACGGCCACCAGAUCCGACACAUGGUUGGACGGAUUGAUAGACUUCAAGGUUUGAUCGCAAACCAUCAGAUGCCGUGCCCACUUGGCGACACCAUACUAGUGCAAGAGAACUUGGAUGAGACCCAAUGGCACGUUGAUGCUGACUGCCCCAUUCUCCAGAUGAAUCGAACUCCGAUCUACGAGCUAGAUCACUGCCAGCUUUGUGCCCCUCGCGAUGUGCGCAUGGUUCAAGACCGAGCAUUCACUGGUCGAUGA
Messenger RNA from Cladocopium goreaui, 5265 nucleotides. Lineage: Eukaryota; Dinophyceae; Suessiales; Symbiodiniaceae. The record is from the annotation of a GenBank genome assembly.